AUGAGUUCCAGAAAUUAUAUCCCGAAAACCCCCGAUGGGUGGAAACAAUAUUCUGAAUCGUACUCUCUACCAGACUUACCUCAGAAGUCAAAGCUGGUAGCAGGAAGCAACAAAUAUCUUCAGCGAGACAUAUAUGUUAAUGCACAAACAGCUAUUGAAUCUAAUGCUUCCAGAACCAUUAAUCUCUACGCAGACGUACUUGCCUUUCCAUCUCCCAGCUUCACCAUCACGGUUCCAAGAUUUGGUGUCAUCAAGCUUGUCUGUCGAGUUUUAUCAGCAUCUGGACCUCUUACCCUCACACUCAAUCCAACAACUGGCGAUCAAGCCGCCUUUCUCAUUUACGGAUCAACCUUCGACCAACCAGUUUCUUAUAAAAUCGGUACGGGUCCCCCUGUCCAGCUCGAUCUUUCCCCAACUUCAGGCAACUUUGGAGCACAGGUAUUACUCAAGGAUGGAUCGGCCACUACGACCUACUUGCGCAGAUAUGUUGACAUUUCAAUGUCCGACUCGGAGUUUGGAAAAUCCUUGGUCACCCAACUGCGUAUUGCGUCGAUUCUAUUCUGGAUCAAGCCAGAGCUUGCACUCUCUUUAGCUUCCCAUGUAGCUAGAGCAACUGCCUCAUCUAGCAGUGGGGCUCUUCUAAACCUUCAAGCAAAUGCUUUGGGACAGCAGAUUUCAGCAUCAGCUUUGACUGGGCCAAACAUGAACUAUGCACCAGUUUUGACUCUCAAUACAUACAAAAUGGUUCUCGAUGGGGCUAUAUCAACAACAUCUGCAUUUGAAGCCCAAUACAAUCGGUUCUCAGAUCGCCAGGCUACCAUUGCGGAUCAAAAAGCUGCGUGGAGCGCCAUGCUUAAUCAAGCCAAUGAUGCUGUAAAUCUCCAACAAACUCUCGUCAACAAUGCCUUAGCCAGAUGGGAUAGCGCCACGGACAUCUUGAACAGCGCAGAAGACACAUUGAGGGCUCAUCAGCUUGUUCUCAGGGACAAAGAGAGUGACUUCAGGCUAGGAGUCGAGAUAUGGCAAAGGGAGCAGGUUAUCAACACAAUUGUUAAUGUAUUCCAAGCCGUCAUUGGAUUUGCACUCGCCAUUGGUGAGAUAGCAAUUGGCAAUCCCGCAGGUGCAGCUUCUGCACCGACCGCCGCUGCGUCUGCUGUGAAAGUCAUCUCCGAGGCUGCAAAUGUAGCAAACUCAUUUGUCAAGCCUGAGACAAUUAAGGCUCUCAAGAGUGGGACUGAGGCGAUCUUCAAGCUAUGGACAAGCACCAAUACUACGGUCACUGAUGUUCGAGCUCAGACUCUCAACAGCUCUUUGCCGAACAUAAAUUUAAACCCAGUGGGUGGGGAUGUCUCAGGUGACGAUCAAGUUAGUUCGGAUCUUACAUCCAUUGUCAGUCUUGCAGCAUGGGACGAUUGGACAUUACAGACGGAUUCGCAGCUUUCUUUCGCUGUGGCACGUUCAAUCAGGGGUGCAGGAGCUUACCAGCUUGAGUUACGUCGACAUGCAAUAGAUGGGAAGCUUCUUGUCCAAGCUCGAGCUCAAGCUGUUAAGAUCGGCCAAGAAUAUCUUCAACUACGGCUACAUCUUCACGCGAUGCAGGCCAAUGCCUCUCGGCUACAAGAGCUCCUUAAUACGUAUCAAGGCGAGGAAGAUGCUGCGAUUGAAGCACAGAACUACUUCUAUAACAGGAUGUCAAUGCUUCGCACUAGUAUCAUGAUUUACAUGAGAGAUGCUGUAUGGGCAUAUAAAUACUAUACACUAAGUGACAGCUCGAUUGUCUUGAAUCCCCUGAAGUCCAUCCAGGAAUAUCAACAAGACUCGCAAAUAAUUAUACAAGAAGUAACAACAUGUAAAGAAAGAUAUUCGAGUGAUUUUACACCUUUUGUCCCUUCUAUCGAGACGAAUGAGCUACCACUAGACUAUCAUAAUAGCGUUGUGACAUCUCUCCAGUCAUCAACAAAUUCUGUUACGAUAACGCUCUCGCCAAACAUCGCGAAUAGUAAUCCCAAUGCACAUGACCUACCACCUAUUACAGGGCCCUUUACUGAUGGGUCACGAUUUCGCGUCUUCGGUAUGCGUGCGUUUCUUCUCGGCGCCAGACCCAAAUCCUUUGGCACCAAUAAUAAGGCUCUGGUGAGACUAAGAAUCUCUACCUCUGGGGUAUACGCAGAUGUGCAGGAUGGUAAAGUGUAUGGUUUCAUAAUCAAGCCUUUGAGUCGACCUUUCGAAUAUUUAAUGGCACCUGAUGGUACCGUCGACAUACCUCCUAUCAAGGACUCAAUUAUCAGAAGUCAGGAUUAUGUUGAUCCUACGGCAUUCGCGCAAUGGACAGUGAAAAUCGUCAAUCCUCAAGACUUCGACUUGACCGGCUUGACAGGUUUGAAACUGUAUUGGGAAGGCAGUGCUCAUUUUAAUUAG
Messenger RNA from Botrytis porri, 2418 nucleotides. RefSeq lists its product as uncharacterized. The record is from RefSeq and is a predicted model, not a curated record. The coding region runs from base 1 to 2418 and encodes 805 amino acids. The transcript has 6 exons. NCBI's taxonomy places the organism in Eukaryota, Fungi, Ascomycota, Leotiomycetes, Helotiales, Sclerotiniaceae.